This is a messenger RNA of Thermothielavioides terrestris NRRL 8126, 2113 nucleotides long. RefSeq lists its product as uncharacterized. Bases 109 to 957 code for a protein of 282 amino acids. Lineage: Eukaryota; Fungi; Ascomycota; Sordariomycetes; Sordariales; Chaetomiaceae. Gene Ontology annotation, cellular component: mitochondrion. The transcript has 5 exons. The record is from RefSeq and is a predicted model, not a curated record.
GCAACCGCGGUAUUAUAACGGAGCUCUCAACCUCAACUCAGGAGAUCGGAUAUUGAACACAUAACCAUUUGUCGAACAAACCCCGCGAAAUACGAUACGCCACAGAAUAUGAACGCGGCGCAGUCUCUCCCGCGGUUUCUGCUCCCUCGACUGAGCUGGACCAGCCCGCUCUCGACCGUCACCAACAUCCCGGGUGCUCCCGCUGUUGUCUUUCAGCAGGCGCGGAACAGUGCACCAGGAGCCGGAUGGCGCCCAUCGCCGACGAGAUCUCUCCAUACACCCGCCGCGGGUUCUACAAACAGGUGCGCGGUCAUGCGGCCGAAUAAUACGGAUUGCCGGCUAGGAAAGAGUCUAAGCAACAUCGUCCGCAACCCGGUGCUCCGCCGCUCGUUCCACGUCUCGGCGGCUCGGAGACGAGACCACCACUUUGACACGCUGCGCUUCGUGCAGCGGCUGCAAGAAGAGGGGUUCACAGAGGAGCAAUCCGUGGCCAUGAUGAAGGUGCUCAACGACGUCAUCGAGGAGAGCAUCCAAAACCUCACGCGCACGAUGGUGCCGCGCGAGGAGGCGGCCAAGACGACGUACACGCAGAAGGUGGACUUCGCCAAGCUGCGCAGCGAGCUGCUGUCGGCGGACAGCACCGAGUCGAACGCGACGCGGGCGUCGCACGAGAAGCUGACCAACGACAUCGCCAAGCUGAGCAGCCGGCUGCGCGACGAGAUCGGCCGCACGCAGGCGAGCGUGCGCCUCGAUCUCAACCUGGAGAAGGGCCGCAUCCGCGAGGAGGCCGUCUCGCAGGAGCUCAAGAUCAAGGAGACCGAGACCAAGAUCGAGCAGGAGGCCGCCGCCCUGCGCCAGCAGCUCGAGCAGGUCAAGUUCCAGACCCUGCAGUGGCUGAUGGGCGUGUGCACCGGCUUCGCGGCGCUGCUGCUGGGUGCUUGGAGGUUGCUGAUGUGAUGAGGAACGCAGCUAGCUGCAGCUGCAGCAAAAGGGCUGGCUAGGCUGGCGUGGGCUUAUUUACUCGCUUUGGCCUUGUUGAUACUAUCGUCAGCUGAACGAAGCAUGUCCAUUCAUUCUGCGUUAUUUCGUUCUUCACCUGGCAAUCUACGUAGGCGGAUGAGAGGCCUGUUCAACACGCCACAGGUUAUUCCUGCGUCUCAGCACUAGAUUGGCAAUACAGAAGAAGAAUAAGCAUGCACUUCAUGGGAUCUCGGGAACUUAAAAAGGACAGCCCAUCCCGCGGGUCCUGAAUUGUAUUUGCCCACCGCCACAUGUCGGACCCGUGAUAUACAAAUGCGGCUAGCUACCAAGAAUGCAGCGCCAGAGUAACUUAAAACAACGCAGGCCCGGUCAACCGCCUGCGGUGGGGGUUGCUUCAACCCCACGGCUCCGUUACGGAGAAGAAAAGAAAAGCGUGGCGGUGGUGCUGUUGUUGCUUGUUGUUGUUGUUGUUGUUUUAUGCGGGAUGAUGUAUGGCUGCCGCCUAUGUUUCCAAUAUCAACGCGCGAAAGAGAUUCGUUUUCUUUGUUUGCUUCCUCCCACGUCACGGCCUUGAAUCCUAAGAGCUGACCUGAGCAGGAAACUCAGCACCGGAGAAGGGAAGAACGUUUAGGCCUCGAUGAUGGAGCGAGCCGCAUUGUACAUGGCGUGCAGGUCGCGGGUGGCCUUGUUGCAGGCGCCGUCGGGGCUGUGGCAGGCGAAGCUGGCCUCGGCGGCGCGGCGGGAGAACUGCGGGUCGGUGGCCAUGCGGCGGGCGCGCUGGUGGUUGGCGGCGUCGAUGGUGUUGAUGACGGCGUUGGCGGCGCGCUUGGCGGUCCAGCACGCGUUGCCCUCGCUCUCGCACCGCUUGCGCUCCUCGGCGGCGAGGGCCAGCUCGUUGAUCUGGCUGCGGGCGAUGUGGGCCGUCUCGCUGGAGGACUCGUCGCGGGCGGCGAGGCUGGCGGACUCUCGCAGGGCAUUGGUGAAGGCGUCCGCGGCGCGCUUGACCGUGUCGCAGGGCUGGCCUUCGGUGGAGCACCAGCGCUUGUCUUCCUCCUGGGCCGGCGCCGCGUCCACGGACGCGAGCACGGCCAGGAGGGUGAGGGGGAGGGUGAACUUCAUGGUGUUGAAGUCC